This is a messenger RNA of Cryptomeria japonica (Japanese cedar), 1650 nucleotides long. Its product is annotated as probable LRR receptor-like serine/threonine-protein kinase IRK. The transcript has a single exon. Bases 1 to 1650 code for a protein of 549 amino acids. Gene Ontology annotation, molecular function: protein binding. Lineage: Eukaryota; Viridiplantae; Streptophyta; Pinopsida; Cupressales; Cupressaceae. The record is from RefSeq and is a predicted model, not a curated record.
AUGGAAGCUAUGUUUUCAUGUGGCAGAGUUGCAUUUGCAAUUAUAACAAUAUUAUGCUGCUUCACUUCCCCUGCAAUUGCAUGCCCCUUCCCUGAAAGAAAUCUUCUCCUGGAUUUCAAGGCAGCCGUUGUAGAUGAGUAUAACACUCUAACUUCCUGGCACGGAUUCAAUUGCUGCACGUGGAGAGGAGUCAGUUGUAAUCUCCGCACAGGCCAUGUUUCUCGACUGGAUCUGAGUGGAUUCAAUUUGGAAGGUAACAUCAGUUCAUCGCUGUUCCAACUUGCACGGUUGGAGCACCUCGAUCUCAGUCACAACCUCUUCAAGGGUAAAUUCAGUCCUCCCCAUAAUCGAAAGUUGAAGAGUCUCACUUUUCUUGACUUGUCAUUUGCUGGUUAUGAAAAUUAUUCCUCUCUGGAUUCUGUAUGGGAAUUUUAUGUGAGUUUGGAAAGCUUAUCAAAUCUGGCGAGCUUGGAAUACCUCUCUCUUGCUGAAGUGAACAUCUCUGCAAGCAAAGAGUGGGGUGAAGCUGUUGGCAGUCUAUCCAACCUCCAACAACUGAGCAUGUCUGACUGUGGGCUUGGAGGACAAAUUCCCAAUUCCCUUCUCAACCUCACCUCUCUGCUUCAUCUGGAUCUAUCAGACAACUAUUUGUCAGCACAUAUACCAGCUUGGUUUGAAAAUGUGACUGGGCGCUUGCUCUCUCUUGAUCUCUCUUGGAAUGAGAAUCUUGGAGGAGACAUUUCUUUCAUUGGACAACGAAAGUCUUCUUUGUCACUAACCAGCAUUGGUCUUUCAAUGACAGCCAUCAAGGGCCGAAUUCCAUCUGCUAUAUGGAAUAUCUCAUGCUUGGAGCAUCUUCGUCUUUCAUAUACCAGAAUUGAAGGUGAGAUUCCAGCUUCUAUAGGGAAUUUGUUGUCCUUGCAAAGUCUUGAUCUAUCAGAUACCAGGAUUGAAGGUGAGAUUCCAGCUUCUAUAGGGAAUUUGUUGUCCUUGCAAAGUCUUGAUCUAUCAGAUACCAGAAUUGAAGGUGGGAUUCCAUCUGCUAUAGGGAAUGUGUCGUCCUUGAAGAGUCUUUAUCUGUGUGAUAUCUCUAUUGAAGGUGAGUUUCCUGUCUCCAUACUCAAUCUCUCUAAACUUGUUGAAUUGGACCUGUCCUACAACAUGAUAACUGGGGUAAUCCCAGCUUCAUUGGACUCACUUUCUUCCCUUGUUAGUCUUGACCUUAAUGCGAACGAAUUGAAUGGUAAGAUUCCAUCUACAAUUUCAAAUCUUGUUAACUUAAGAAGCCUUUUGCUCCACUCCAAUAGUUUAAGCGGCCUCAUUUCCCUUUCCGUAUUCGAUAAUCUCACUAGUCUUGAUAGGCUGUAUCUUUCUUACAAUCAGUUAACUGUAAACAUUGAUUCAACAUGGAUUCCGGAGUUUACGCUUUCCGGUUUGGCAUUAGGUUCUUGCAAUUUAGAUAGAAUUCCAUCGUUUCUUGUGACCCAAUACGACUUGGAAUAUCUAGACCUAUCUGCUAACAGUAUCCAAACAAAUAUUCCAUCUUGGAUAUGGAACUUACCCAGCCUUUAUGAUUUGAACCUUAGCUGUAAUCAAUUAACUGGGUCAUUGCCUCUAGACAAACCUUACCUAUGUAUAUUGACUCUCUAG